AUGCGCGUCUUUGUCACUGGGUCCACCGGCUUCGUCGGCUCAGCCGUCGUCAAAGAACUCCUCUCUGCGGGACAUAAAGUCCUCGGCCUGACUCGCAGUGAGAGUGGAGUCGAACAGCUUGAAAACCAAGGCGCCGAGGCCCUACGCGGUACCAUUGAACAGCUGGAUAUCCUCAAGAAAGCCGCCUCCGAAUGCGACGCCGUCAUCCACCUCGCCUUCAACCACGACUUCACCGACUACGCCGGCUCCUGCGCCACAGACCGCGCCGCCAUUAGCGCCAUGGGGUCCUCCCUUGCCGCUGCAGGCGGAGACCGCGCCCUGGUCAUCACCUCCGGCACGAUGCUGCUCCCACGCGGCAAGCUAGGCGACGAGGACGAUGCGCCGGACAUGACCCACCCGAUGGCUGCGGCCCGCGGCGCCUCGGAAAAAGUGUGUCUUGACUUUGCGAAGCAGGGUGUGCGAGCUAGUGUUGUGCGACUUCCACCUACAACGCACGGCCGUGGGUUCUCAGGAUUCACGGGCUCGUUUGUGAGCGUUGCGCUGCAGAAGGGCGUCGCAGCAUAUCUUGGCGAUGGGCAGAACCGCUGGUGUGCCGGCCACCGGGACGACGCGGCGAGGCUGUUCCGACUGGCGGCGGAGAAGGCCACACCUGGGUCGGUUUUCCAUGCGGUGGGUGAGGAGAGUGUGCCGACCAAGGAGAUUGCGAUUGCAGUUGGGAAAAAGCUGGAGAUUCCUGUUGUUAGCAUUCCGCCGGAGAAGGCAGAAGAGCAUUUCGGUUGGUUCUGGUUUGGUGUCGCGGCUGAUAACGUUGCCUCGAGCGCGAAGACGAGAGAGCGGUUGGGUUGGACUCCCGAGGGGGCAACGUUGAUGGAAGAUAUCCCGGCUAUUGUUGACUUUAUAAAGUCUCAAGCAGUGUAA
Aspergillus fumigatus Af293 is the source of this 918-nucleotide messenger RNA. RefSeq names its product putative oxidoreductase. The coding region runs from base 1 to 918 and encodes 305 amino acids. The record is from RefSeq and is a predicted model, not a curated record. NCBI's taxonomy places the organism in Eukaryota, Fungi, Ascomycota, Eurotiomycetes, Eurotiales, Aspergillaceae. The transcript has a single exon.